GCUGAGACUGAGAUUAAGGGAACUGCUUUCUGCGAGCAGAGCCGCUAUUUUACAGCGCAUGCCCGUCACUUGACUUCUGAUUGGAUCGCAGUCACAUGUCUUCUCAACAGAAUUUCAUUGGAGAAGGUGUAACGGUCGCUCCUAUAAUGCGACGCCGUCUCCAUGGUAUUCCAAUAUGGCUGCCCACGGACGGCACCCCAUUUUGUCCUCUAUGCCCCUGCAGGUCCUGUUUUAUUUGAACAGUUGGUAUUUUGCUGCCUUUUUUAUUGCUGAAAUUCUGAUGUUUGUCUAUAAAGGAAUCUUGCUGCCAUACCCACAGGCUAAUCUUAUACUGGAUAUUGUUCUGUUGCUUCUCUAUGUCGGUCUGGAAACCCUGCGAUUAUUUUAUGGCUGGAAAGGAAACCUGUGUGAGCGCUCUCUGAUGCUCAUUGUUAGUGUCGGUAUCUUGGUGCCCUGCACGGUACUAAGCGUCUACUAUCUGCUCCUGCAGACGUUUAUACUUCGCCUUGAAUUUAUCCUCAAUGUUAUCUUACUCUGUUUCUAUGCACUGGAGCUGGUUCUGGCCGUAAUAACCAUUGCAUCUUUUUCCAGGGUCAGUGUUUAUUAAGGAUGUUUAUGAACAGAAGGAAAUAGUUGUUGAAUUAGAAUAUCCUGUACUCACGUCUGAUCUACUCAACAUAGUAACGCAUCUGCACCACUUGCUGCAUUUCUCAUCCUCUUUUAACAGCAACUGAGAUCAAUAUCACACAUAUUUAAUCUUUUUUAUUAUUGCACCUCCGUGACUGUUUUGUAUUUGAUUGGAGUUUUUGAUUGUAUUUUGAUAGUACCAUAUAUGUUUUUCAAUAAAUUUUAAAUAUUUUUUAUCAAAA
Messenger RNA from Silurus meridionalis, 869 nucleotides. It is a transcript of the gene tmem216, whose product is annotated as transmembrane protein 216. The transcript is spliced from 6 exons. Gene Ontology annotation, biological process: non-motile cilium assembly. The coding region runs from base 176 to 607 and encodes 143 amino acids. The record is from RefSeq and is a predicted model, not a curated record. Gene Ontology annotation, cellular component: ciliary transition zone. Lineage: Eukaryota; Metazoa; Chordata; Actinopteri; Siluriformes; Siluridae.